GUGCAUGCCGGGAUAGGCCUCCCGCCCCGCUGGUUGCCAGGCGAUGAUGGGUGCUCUCGGGCUCGGGCUGCGGCUCCUGCUCCUGCUGGUACCGGCCGGCGAUUCGGCGGCGCCCGCCUGGGACCCAGCCGGUUACCUGCUCUAUUGCCCCUGCAUGGGGAGAUUUGGGAACCAGGCGGAUCAUUUCCUGGGCUCCUUGGCGUUUGCCAAGACUCUGAAUCGUACCCUGGCUGUGCCUCCCUGGAUCGAGUACCGACACCACAGGCCUCCCUAUACUAAUCUGCAUGUUUCCUACAAGGAAUACUUUAAGCUGGAACCUCUCUUAGAAUAUCACCGGGUUAUCAGCUUGGAGGACUUCAUGAAGAGAUUAGCACCCAUUCACUGGCCCCCUGGCAAGCGUGUGGCUUACUGCUUUGAAGCAGCAGCUCAGAGAAGCAGUGACAAAAGGACUUGUCCCAUGAAGGAUGGAAAUCCCUUUGGUCCAUUUUGGGAUCAAUUCAACGUGGACUUCAAUAAGUCUGAGCUCUUUGGGGGCAUUUCCUUCAGUGUCUCUUACAAGGACCACUGGAUCCAAAGGUUUCCACCAUCAGAGCACCCUGUUCUUGCCCUGCCUGGGGCUCCAGCCCAGUUUCCAGUCUUAGAGGAGCAUCGGCCUCUGCACAAGUAUGUUGUGUGGUCUGAUGAGAUGGUGCAGAAGGGAGAGGCCUAUAUUCAUUCUCUCCUGGUUAAACCCUAUGUAGGAAUUCAUCUGCGGAUCGGCUCUGACUGGAAGAAUGCAUGUAAUAUGCUGAAGGAUGGGACAGCUGGAUCACACUUCAUGGCUUCACCACAGUGCGUAGGCUAUGACCGAAACAAUGCUGUGCCUCUCACAAUGGACAUGUGCCUGCCAGACCUAAAGGAAAUCAAGCGUGCGCUCAAGCUCUGGGUGAAGAAGAUGGAAGCUAAGUCUGUCUACAUUGCCACUGAUUCUGAGCCCUACACUACAGAAAUACAGCAGCUUUUCGAAGGAAAAAUCAAAGUGGUGAAUUUGCAGCCCGAAGUGGCCCAGAUAGACUUGUAUAUCCUUGGCCAGUCUGACCAUUUUAUUGGGAACUGUGUCUCUUCAUUUACUGCCUUUGUGAAACGAGAACGUGAUGUGCAUGGGAGGCCCUCCUCAUUUUUUGGCAUGGACCACCCCCCAAGGCUGCGGGAUGAAUUCUGAUCAGGAGAGGAAGAGGCAGAUUUUAAUUGUUCUUAUAGCUCUGAACACUAAUGCACUGUUAGCAGACACAUCAUGAUAAAAAUGUCAUCUUAGGACAUUCAAUUCCACUAUGACAAGCCUGUCCCCAUACCUUCAUCCUGGCCUCACAUUAAUAUUUGGAUUCAUUUCUGAUCACCUUCUCAGUAAUUCCAUGAUGUCAGCAUAAGAUCAGAAAUGGAAAAUCAAUUUUAAACUAUGGGGUGACCUCUUGUAGGAAACUUUCCAUUCUCAUUAUUUGGGAUUUAGCAGCCACCAGAAUCAGAUAGCGGCUCAGAUUCCCCUCUCUUCAUUUCCCAUAUCUUACUGUUUCUCCUGCAAGUGCUGGGAAGCAUUUGCCUAAAGCUUAGAACUGAGCAUCAGAAGAUCUGAGUUUUAUUUUGAGGACUGCUGGUGUCCGAUAUGGGCAAGUCACCUUUGUGCCUCAGUUUCCCAUCUGUAAAAUGGGUUUAAUACUUCUACCUCACAGGAGUGUUGAGACUAAAUUUAAUAAUGUCUGUAAAUUACUGAGAUUGCCAAAGGGUGUUGCAGAAGUAUGGCGUUGUUAUAUCAUAAUGAUUCAGUUGUCUGUUUAGUACCUGCGCUGACCAUGGCACAGAGAACACUGAUGGGGGCAGUCUUCUUUAGCUUGUCGUGGACUGGUGUUUUAUGAUUUCAUAGCUGUUGUCUCUUGCUUUGAGAGGGAGAUUGACAUUCGGUCCCAGGGAUCGGUGGAGAUCAGUAAAUAUUAGAAGCUAAUAUUUUUAAAUGGAACCGAAAUGUUAAAAUAACCUCAGUAAAGCAUUAGGAGGCAGUAUGGUGGGUUUUAUCCAAUGUAGGUUUGUGCUAAUCGUUUUUCUGCAUUUUCUCACAAAGAGCCCUCUCCACUGACAGUAAAAUCUGAUCCACAGUGAUGGUUCCCAUUAAAUUAAUUAGGGACAUUGUCCCUUUGCAGUGAGAUGCUAACAGAAACCUGGAUUAAGACUUUUGACCAGUACAGUUUAAUUUUGCAUGAGUAACUGUGAUGAUCCACGUCAUUAUCCCUGUGUGGAACAAUCUUGUUACUCCUGUGGCUAUUGGUAAAUUACUGAGUUUUGGCACUCACUCCCUUUUCGAUAGGGAUUAGUUGUACAGCUAGGGCAUCUUCUCCUGAUGUGCUCUUUGCAUCUGGGGAACUCACUCAUAUCUGAGCAUUUUUCUUUGGUUUAACUCUGUCUCCUCUUAUUUGGGUUCCUGUGCCUUAUAGCAAAUGUCAAAGGAGUUGAGGCCCAUGAUAAAUUGAAAGCUAACUAAGGUGUUGUGUCACUAUACACUAGCCUCGUGCUUUUCGGUGCUAAUUUCAAAAAUGUGUCAGAUUUGGUUAUUUCAGUGGUGCUAACUGUGAGCAGGAUUUAGGCUAGCUGGAAAUUUAUGUAACUGUGGAAGCUCAUAAACCUAAGCAGUUUAGAUCCAUCAGUAUUUUCCUCCAAUUUAUGAUGGUAUUGAAAGAUGCAAUCAAAGGCUGCAUUGAUUAGAAAUGGCUAAUGAUUUAGACCGAUUACUGAGAUUUGCAAAAUAUCAUGGUUUAGAGGAUGUAUUUUGACCUAAGGAGCAUUGGCAAGAAAAUAUUUUUUGUAUUUUUUUCAUAAUAAAAUACAAUUUAUCUUUG
Gopherus evgoodei (Goodes thornscrub tortoise) is the source of this 2864-nucleotide messenger RNA. It is a transcript of the gene POFUT1, whose product is annotated as protein O-fucosyltransferase 1. Gene Ontology annotation, molecular function: peptide-O-fucosyltransferase activity. The record is from RefSeq and is a predicted model, not a curated record. The transcript has 7 exons. Bases 44 to 1201 code for a protein of 385 amino acids. Gene Ontology annotation, biological process: Notch signaling pathway; regulation of Notch signaling pathway; protein O-linked glycosylation via fucose. NCBI's taxonomy places the organism in Eukaryota, Metazoa, Chordata, Testudines, Testudinidae. Gene Ontology annotation, cellular component: endoplasmic reticulum.